CCUGACAGACCUAUCGCAUAAACGGCAUACCUUUUAAUAAUAUUAUUGUUGAAAUAAUGAAACAUUUAGCGCGUGUUUGUCGACAAAAUUUUCAAUUUACUAAUACAGUGGAGAUAUUAAAUAAACCUACGUAUUAAACCUACAUUUUAUUUGGUACAGAAUUGUAUAAUACACCUUCACAAUAAUAUUAAAAUUGAAGUUUACUUCCAAAGUAUAGUAUGACAUCAUCUUGGGUUACGUAGCGAGGCCGCGUUCGCUCGGGAUGUGAGCCGGCUCGCUUCGUCGGUCCUCGACAAGCGGCUCUUAGUAUUGAAAUAGCACUCAUCGUGCACUAACGUCCUAUAUCGUUCUGUGAAAAGUUUUAUUACAUUCUGCCAUCAUGACUAACGUCAUGGAUGUAUUCACGGAGGACAAUCUCCAGUACCAAUUCUACCCUGUCUCGAGUGGUUCUGUGCAGUUCAAGGUGAGGGCUACCAAUGAUGCACACAUCGCACUCACCAUGGGUCCUCAGGAAACCGAACCUAUGUAUGAGGUCAUGAUUGGAGGAUGGGGCAAUGCAAAAAGUGUGAUUAGGCGUAACAAAACCAAACCCGACAAAGUCGAAAUCGAAACUCCAAAUAUUUUGAACGGAGGCGAAUUCCGCGGUUUCUGGGUUAGAUGGGACAGCGGCAUCAUCUCUGCCGGACGCGAGGGUGAAGCUAUUCCGUUCAUUUCGUGGUCAGACCCCGAACCUUUCCCCAUUCAAUACGUCGGAGUCUGCACCGGCUGGGGCGCCACUGGUACAUGGAAGAUUGAAGAUGGAGCUGAAUUUGAUACCCCGGACAAAUUAGAGUAUAAAUUUGGACCCGUCGCCGCCGGUGCGCUGGAUUUCGAAUAUCGCGGUCCCCACAACUGCCACGUUUGUCUCACUACUGCUCCCGCAGAAGUGGACCCAAUGUACGAAUUUAUCAUCGGUGGCUGGGAGAAUACCCAGUCUGUCAUUAGGUACUGCAGGCAGAAACCGGACAAGGUUACGGUCCCGACGCCCGGAAUCAUGAAUGCUAACGAGUUCAGGAAAUUGUUGAUUGAAUGGAGAUGCGGCAGACUGUUGGUGCGUGACAAGGUGUCGGGCGCGGUGAUCAUGGAGUGGGUGGACCCUUCCCCGUUCCCGGUCACACACUUCGGUGUGCGUACUGGGUACGGAGCACGCGGCAACUGGAAAAUCGCACACUUCUCCAAAAGCGGCGCGCUGCCACUGCCUCCGUCUGCUCCUGUGGCUGCCCCUCUGUACAGCAGCCCCCCUGGAUACCCAGGCGGUCCAGCCCCCGCCGGCGGCGCUGGCUCUUGGAUCAACGUCUCCGGUGGACAGGUUCCUCCUGGCGCUGUAGUCGGCGGUCAAGACUGUUCCGGAGAGCCUCUGUAUGUGAUCAGGGCGCAGCACGAGGGAGCCACAUUGCCCGGCAAGCUGGUACCGUCUCAUGGAUGCGCCUAUGUCCCUUGGGGCGGGCUUGAACAUGGCAAACCCGAAUACCAGGUAUUAGUUGGCGGUCCCAAUAAUUGGACCCCUACUAGUGGAUCCAACAUUCCUCCUGGAGCCUUCCCAGGUGGCCAAUCUGAAGACGGCGAACCACUGUUCAUCGGCCGCGUCCGCCACGAAGGCAGCAUGACUACUGGCAAGGUGCAGCCGUCGCAUGGAGUUUGUUACAUUUCAUUCGCGGGACAAGAGCUCGGCUUCCCAGAAUAUGAAAUCCUGAUGUCUUAAAAUUGUAUUAUUCUCGUUAGUACGAGCAAUAUUGUUAUUGCAUUUAACGUACUCUGAUUAAUUACCCGCACUUAGACUGAGGUCAAUGUCAAAUUGUUUACAUUGCAACGGUAGAUCUGCUUGUACUAAGUUGUUAAUUGAAAUGUAUGUGUAAUUUAAUUUAGUUAAGGUACAAACUACACAGUAGGUACCAAACAAUUAUAUUAUCACUGCGUCUAUUUAGUUGUUUGACGCAUCGCAUUAUCAUUAUAACUUAUAAUUUACUGCUAUAUUUGUAGCGUAAUGUCUUUGUUAAAUUAUUUUUUUACAUAAGUAUAUACACCCCAUGCUAAAAA
Messenger RNA from Manduca sexta (tobacco hornworm), 2076 nucleotides. RefSeq lists its product as uncharacterized. NCBI's taxonomy places the organism in Eukaryota, Metazoa, Arthropoda, Insecta, Lepidoptera, Sphingidae. The record is from RefSeq and is a predicted model, not a curated record. Bases 380 to 1741 code for a protein of 453 amino acids. The transcript has 7 exons.